This is a messenger RNA of Musca domestica (house fly), 689 nucleotides long. RefSeq names its product lectin subunit alpha. The transcript has 3 exons. The record is from RefSeq and is a predicted model, not a curated record. Gene Ontology annotation, molecular function: signaling receptor activity. Lineage: Eukaryota; Metazoa; Arthropoda; Insecta; Diptera; Muscidae. The coding region runs from base 82 to 609 and encodes 175 amino acids.
UAACAAACCGCAAACACUGCUGCGGAUGUUGGCGAUUCUGGGUAUUCUAAGCGAUCGUUCAGUUACUAUUCGAACAGCACAAUGAAAGCAAGCUCUUGUCUGGCCUACCUUAUCCUUAACGCUUUACUGUGGCAUGGAGCCGUGGCGGAGGAAGAAGAUUCGGAAACGAAUGUUUACAAAACCGGAACUUAUAAAUAUUUCAUAGAACCCAAGAAUCAAUAUACCUGGCAGCAAGCCUUGGACGAGUGUAAGAAGAAGAAAAUGAGCCUGGUGACCAUUGAUAGCGAAGAAAAGGCCAAUGAUGUGAAAACUGUUUUGAAUGAAGCUUUUCUGUUCCUCAAGAAACCCAUACCCCGUCUGUAUAUCGGUGCCAAUGAUCUGGAUGAGUUCCGUGAAUUUAUAUGGAUCUCCAAGGGUGAUGUCUUCAGAUAUACCAAUUGGGAAAAAGGAGAACCGAAUAAUUAUAAGAAAUUAAAUGAACGCUGUGUCCAUAUCGGUUUCCAUGGCGAUGAGAAAUGGAAUGACAUUAACUGUAGUCGAAAAUAUGGCUUCAUUUGUGAACAAGUGCUGGGCGUCGAAGAGCUGUCCGAAUUGGUGGUGAAGGCUUAAUUCUUAAUAUCUAAGGUUAUUGUGGAACAAAAGUGUAAAAUUAAGGCAAUAAAAGGGGAAUGAUAAAAAUUCAAACUCAA